AUGACACGAGGUAGAAGAUGGUUUCAUCGAGAAAAACGGGAAUCUGCUGCUGGUGAGUGAUUUGAUGACUCUUUCUUUGAAUUUUAGGUAUCAAAAUGUGUAGAUUUAAUGAAAAUACGAUUGUAAAAUGUAAAUGAAAGUGUUAUGAUGAAUAUGACGGUUGAUUGCGUAAGCAACUUAUUGCUGUUAAAAGCAUGUUGUUUUAGACGUACUUAAUUCAUCAACUUCAUCGAAAGAAGAAAUUAUACCAGAACUUGAGCAUGCUUUUAAGAACUGGCCAGGAGCAGGCAGUAGUGACAAGCAAGUGUUUGAUUACUUGAAAAUGAUCAAGUAUUUGGUUGUUAAAACCGAUCCUGCGUUGUUGGAGCGAGAAGAUUUGGUGCUACCGUUCUACAAUAGGUAAAUUUUAUGUUUUUUUUAUUUUUAGGUUGAACGAUUAAAGGAAAACUAGUCGUUUUGAUAAUAAAUUGCUAAAUUAAAACAUUAUGAUGGUUAAUAUGAUGUUACAUGUAGUAAGAAAGCGAUUUUUCGAUGCGACAAUUUAUAUCAAGAGGGUUUAAUAUAAUGCGGGUGCAAUCAUUGUAAAAUUACUUGAAGAAAUAUUUUUUUAGAUUAUUUCAAACGAUGAAUAGUGAUGACUAUCGUAUCCGGACAGUAACAUAUGCUCUUCUUCGUAUAUUAACUUCAUCUGAACAUCGACUGUUAACUACAUUAAAACGGAUGGUUGAUAUUUUUGCUGUCAGGUAUGUCACUUUAAUUUUGGCAUAAUUUUACAUAAUAUUAAGUUGGGCUUUUGACCAUUCUUGUUUAUGACAUAGUAUACUGGAGUAUGUUUUGAAACAUGACAAAUACUUUUAGGUCUGCUGAUUUGGGUGAAGAAUAUGAAUGUCUGGAGGCAAUGAAGUUGUUGGGAAAGAUGAUCGACAUCUAUAGUAGUGGUGAUUUGAAGAAUGAGGACGAAAACGGGUUGUCGAACAUAUUGCCUAGUGUCAUCUUCCCCUACAAUGUGCUUAUGUGUUUUAAUAGUGUUGUUAUGAACUAUUACUACGAAGUAAACGAUGAACAAGUGAAAAUUUCAAAGUAAUUUAUAUUCUUUACCUUUUUACCUAUUUUAUUGUUUUUUUGAAGGUUAAAGUUAAUCUGUACUUAGAACUCUCAUAGUUGUAUAUUUAUUUUAGACAUGUCAAAAUAGCACUAGGGGUGUUACUCAAGAUCUCCAUUCUGAUCCCCGACAUGAUAGUCGAAAACCUGUCAACUGAUUGGAUAUCUCAUAUUAUUGGAUCGCCUUGUCUUAACAGCAAAGAGAACUGUGUAUUACUGUCGAGGGUAAUAUGCAAAUGGAUGGAAAAUCCAGAGCUACGUCUUCGAUCUGAUAUGAAGGGAUUGAUGGUGAAGAUAUUUGCUCCAAUGAUGGACUUCGGUUUUUUUCAUAAUGACGACCCGAACAGAGCUACUAAAAUAAGACAUCAAAUCACGGCCGAACGUGCUAUCAGUGCUUGUGGAUAUGUGUUGAAGGAGAUGUUGUCCACUUGGAGCGGGUUCUACGCUUUGUUUUGCUGCGAGAAGACUGAUGAAGACGAUACGAUGGAGACUCCGUUAACGUAUGUUUUGGACUAUUUUUUUGUUUUUAUGGAUUUUUUUUAUUUUUAUGUUUUUUUUUCACUUUCUUGUGCUAUUUUGCUGAACUUCUGUAGUUUGUAAUUUUUCAGGUUUCUGAAUUACCUCGGACAUGUCAAACCAAACGAAGAGUUGUAUCUACGACUGCUCGAGACUAUUGUAAACGUAGUUUGUGAAUUUAUGGACACAGCUUAUUCCAAAGUCGAAUUCAGCACUUGGAGCGAGGCGAUUGACUUUUACAGUAAUAUUUUUUUUAUUUUUAAAGAUUUUCGAAAAUUUUUGUAUUGUUAUGAUAUAAGUCAGUUUAAUUAAGACUCAGGAGCUUUCUUAAAAAAUUACAAAAGUUUUGGGCUCAGUCGGUGAUCGAAACCGGGGCCUCUCGCACCCAAAGCGAGAAUCAUACCACUAGACCACUGAGCCGCGACAAUCUUUAAGCAGAGUCGGAUAUACCCUAAAGGGAUUUGUUAAGAAUUACUUUUUAUUUGCGCAGAUGUUUUUUCUUAAUAUGUUUUACGCUGAAUUUUUUUGGAUUUUUGAAGCCGCUUCAGAAGAUAUCAGCGAUGAAAAGAAAAGAUGUCGCGGCUCAGUGGUCUAGUGGUAUGAUUCUCGCUUUGGGUGCGAGAGGCCCCGGUUUCGAUCACCGGCUGAGCCCAACUUUUAAAAAUUUUAUUUAGGGCUUUAAAGGUGAAAAAUGGUACGACUAGCAAAUAAAUGUAUUUUUGAUUUUAGUAGGAGAUUGAUGUUGCUUUUUUUAAUAAUUAUAUAACUUUUUUAGAGAAAAUUGAUGAGCCAGAUCAAUAUGACAGCGCCGUUCAUUCAGAAUUUGUUGUUGGCGAAAUGACACAGUUUUUAGAUAAAGGCUACGUGAGUUAACUUUAUAUUUUUAAUAUGUGUACAAUACGGACUUUGCUUUUUGUUUGUUAAAAGUUUGAAUGUGUUGAGUUUCAUAUUUUUUACUAAUGUUAACUAAUAAUAUUAUUUUACAAUUGUUAGGUAGAUCUGUCAAAGUCAAAUCCGUUAAUUUCAUGCAAAACCUUGGUGUCGUACAUUCUACUUUAUAACGGACUGGGACAAUGUUUGGCCAGAGUGAUCGGUUACUCACCGAACGAGUCUUUAAUGAUCAAGGCAACAUUACUUUUGUCUGAUUUGUUUAGGACGGUGAGUUGGGUGUUUAUGUUAUAGUUUAUUUAAUUUUAUUAACCUUUCCUAUCUUUUGACAAUUUAUAGACGGCCUUAUAUUUGCCAAAGGACUGGAAACUUGCUAUUAUGUCAACACCAACUUUGUUAAGCAAACUGACGAAGUUAGGAGCAGCACGUUGGAACGACGAAGAUGAAGAGUUGUAUCAGUAUGUUUUUGCGUAUUAUAGCAGAUUAACAUUGUUUGGUUUAUGAAAGUAGUAGUUGUUACAUGAAUUAAAAAUCUGGGUUAAUUUUUUAAAAUUUUAAACUUUUAUUGGAAGUUUAUUUUUGGUCGAAUUUAUACAACACUAUACUGGUAGAACCUUUCAGAGGAGCCUCGAUUCUCCUGGACCGUCUUGGUGAACUCGACAAGCUUUUGUUCGACCUGGAAGAACGUGACAAGAUAGCUGAUUACCCAUUUACUGACAUGUUUGUUCGAAAAAGAUGUCUUGGUGCAGUAAAUGUAGAGGAACAACAGAUGGGCUCGGUCAUUGAAAAGAUGUCAUAUGCUUUGGGAAACUAUGACAUUAACACUAAAAUAAAUUGGCAGAUGGUGGAGAUGAUUCUACAACAUUUUAUUGGAUCUGAUGUGUUGAAGGAGAAAUUUAUGGGAACUGAGCAGUGUCAUCAUUUUUUUGCUGAUGUAGGUUUUGACAAUAUUUGCUUAUUAAGGGAGAUUUAGGUAGCUUUAGUGAUACAAUAAGCAGUAUUGGUAGAUAUGAGGGCAGGUUUAUUUUGACGUACUUUUUUCUUUUCAAACAAGUUGAUAAGGUGAAUAUAAACCUUUUUUUUGUUAAUUUUGUCAUCGAUUAUGUCUAUAUUAUAGUUAUUAAACUACUUUGCCCCAAGUACGGAACGAGCAAUGAAAGUCGAGACUAAAGCACAAGCUGUAAGACAAUUUCGGGCCGGAAUGACAGUUUUGAAAGUUGUUUGUGAAUGGGCACAAUUCGAUUCUUACUAUGCCGAACGACUUCUGGCUUUCAUUGAUGAUUUCGUCAACGAACAGGACAAAUAUCAAGUGAGGGCUUUGGAUUUUAGAAAUUUAGGUUACUGCCAGAGUUCUCAGAUUUCAAAUUUCCACCUCCGGCUUCAGUUUCCGCUUUGCCUUUUUUUUUAAAUUUUAGCUCUGGCUUCCGCUCCGGAGCCCGUGGGAACUCUGGUUACUGUCAUUUUGUAUUUUUGUGAUUUAUGUCAUUACUUAAUUUUUAAAUGUCAUUACAUAACUAUAAUUUAGUGUGGAAAUGAGAAGUCAGCUUUUACGCGACAAAAAAUAUAUGGCCAUGCCGCUCUUUACUACGCAUUGAUUGGUAUCAUCCAAGACUCUGAGUUUGGAUACGUUGCACUUUUAAGGACCAAAUACUAUUUUUAG
Bursaphelenchus okinawaensis is the source of this 4165-nucleotide messenger RNA. The record is from the annotation of a GenBank genome assembly. Lineage: Eukaryota; Metazoa; Nematoda; Chromadorea; Rhabditida; Aphelenchoididae.